AUUCCCGCCACCGCCGCCGCCGCCGCCAUGGCGCCGCUCGCUCGCUCGCUGCUCGCGCUCGCCGCGCUGCUCGCCGCCGCCGACGCCGUAUGCAUUUCAAACGUUCAUGGAAACGACACAGACCAUGUAGAACUUUUAGGGCCUAUUGAGGUUUCUAGUUUAGAUGCAGAAAAGGGGAAAGUCAUUAACAUUGACGACUUCUGCGGAUUCGGGAAACCAGUAGGCGUGACAAUAAACGCCUGCAACAGCUACACCAGCCGAACCUUCUCAGACGGAGGACCGCCACGUCUCAGCUCGAACAUGACCCGCGCGGACGUGCGUUGCGAGCCCCGCGCUUGUCCUUCCGGAAUUCACGUACAAAUCAUACAGUACUGUGAUUCAGGAAAAUAUGUAACUAGACCAUAAA
Cydia strobilella is the source of this 406-nucleotide messenger RNA. RefSeq lists its product as uncharacterized. Bases 28 to 405 code for a protein of 125 amino acids. The record is from RefSeq and is a predicted model, not a curated record. The transcript is spliced from 3 exons. NCBI's taxonomy places the organism in Eukaryota, Metazoa, Arthropoda, Insecta, Lepidoptera, Tortricidae.